AUGGCCCCCGCCAGUGAUCCAGUGGUAGCCGGAGCCGAGCUGCAGCCUCCGUCUCCGUCUCCGGUCCCGCCAUCUGGGUCGACGUCGGCACUGGCUACGGGUUAUGAGUCUCCGUCUGAAGAGAAUCCGCCCUUCUUCUCCGUCGUGGCCUCGGCUCCAGCUGCUCCAGGGACAGCACAUUCAAGACAUCAUGUUGUGCCACGGCCGGCCUUGUCUCAACGGCCAUCGUAUAUCACUGCUAUACCUCCUGAGCAUACUAAUGGUCAUGCCCGUCCAGGUCGAUUGCUCAACAAUGAGUCUACUCUCACUUCAAAUAGCCUGAACCAUGUUAUCGCAACAGCUGAGAAGGGCCCCGGGAACCAAAAGGUUGGCAUUCGAGAUCGCAUCGCCUGCUAUCAAUGGACCUAUUUCACUAUGUUGGUCUCUAUUGCUGUAAUAUUAAUCAACACCUGCCAAUAUGGUAUUCCGUACACCGGCAUAUGGCUGGUCCACACCAUGGAGUGUGUCUUCUGGGUUUACGCUGCCCUGAGCGUCUCUCUCAGCGCAUUCCUAUAUCUUAUAUUAUGGUCUACUCUAAUAUUUCCCGUCCAUACCAUGACGCCAACUUGGGUCUUCCCAGCAUACCCUCUAUUACUCAAUGCCCCCUUCGCAGCAAACCUGAUCGCGGCUGCAGAUUCAGCUGGUCACAAACUAUCAACCAACACUGUAGCAAUGGCACUCGGGGCCACUGCUAUUCAAGGAACCGGUUGUUUGAUCGCUUUCAUGAUUUCAUCGGCCUUCAUAUACCGCCUCAUGACGCAGAAGCUCCCGCGGGACAUGCAGAGGCCCGGCAUCGUACGCACGCUCUCUCUCCUGUUUUUCGACGUUGCUGACCCUUACAAGUUCAUGUCUAUCGGUCCCUAUGGCUUUACAGCUGCUGGCAUAGCUCAACUCGGCAGCCAAGCAGACUUGGUAAUACCUCCAAACUUUCUUGACAAUCCUCAAUUUGGCGCUAUCAUUAAAGUCAUCAGCAUUCUCGUUAGCCUCUGGCUCUGGGGUCUUGCUAUGUGGUUCUUCAUAGUCUGUGUCGGCGCAUUGUGGAAAUACUCUCUCUCCGGCCAUCAUUUGCCUUUCCAGAUGACAUGGUGGUCUUUCGUUUUCCCUAAUACGGCUCUCGUUACUGCUACCAGUGUCAUGGGUAAAAUAUUUGAUAGCAAUGGCCUGCAUAUAUUUGCCUCUGUCAUGACCGUUGCAAUCAUCAUCGUCUGGGCUCUUAUCUUUAUCCGGAUGUGUUGGAGUCUGAAAUCGAGAAAACUUCUGUGGCCCAAGGAUGGAAGAUAG
Molecule: messenger RNA, 1320 nt
Organism: Fusarium tjaetaba
Lineage: Eukaryota; Fungi; Ascomycota; Sordariomycetes; Hypocreales; Nectriaceae
Product: Malic acid transport
Exons: 6
Coding region: 1-1320 (439 amino acids)
Biological process (GO): malate transmembrane transport
Cellular component (GO): membrane
Molecular function (GO): malate transmembrane transporter activity
Source: RefSeq, a predicted model, not a curated record